AUGUGGUAUCACAUCUCCAACGCCAACGAGUACCUCGUGGUUACCGGCGCCAACAUUGAAGAUGUUCGCAUCGUCAAAAAGGCUUUCGUUUUUCCAUGGCAACGCGUAGCCAGAAUCUCGGUCUCGCCAUUCGACUUCUCUCUCAACCUACAGGCCAUGACAAUCGAGAAACUUCAAUUCGCCCUACCUGCCGUCUUCACCAUUGGUCCAGACAACAAGCCUGACGCACUCAAGAAAUAUGCGCUUCUCCUGAGCGGCAACCCCGACGGAACAUCCACGAAUUCUUCGAAACCAGGUACAGCUAUCGUACCAACUCAGCGCAGCCAUGUCCAGGAUAUUGUCAAGGGCAUUAUCGAGGGUGAAACACGUGUCAUCGUGUCCUCCAUGACCAUGGAGGAGAUUUUCAAGGAACGUCAAGUAUUCAAGCAAAAGGUCAUUGAGAACGUACAAAAAGAACUUGACCAAUUCGGUCUAUGCAUCUACAAUGCCAACGUCAAAGAACUCCAAGAUACUCCGGGCUCCGAAUAUUUUGCCUUCCUUUCUCGCAAAGCCCACGAGGGGGCUUCGAACCAAGCGCGUAUCGAUGUCGCUGAAGCGCGCAUGCGUGGAGAAAUCGGCGAGGCCUCGAAGCGAGGCCACACCAAGCAAGAAAUCUCCAAGAUCGAAGCCGAAACAGCAGUCCUCGAGACCAAGCGCAAGGCCGACAAGGCGCAAGCCGACGCAGAACUUACGAACCGUCAGACAGAACUCGACAUGGGCAUCCAAAUGGCGCAAAUCAAAGCACGUCGCGCGGCCGAGGCUCGUGAUGCCGAGCUUCAGAAGGAGGUCGAAACCAAGAAAGCCGCCACCGAGCUUGAGCGACUCCGAGCAAAGGAUCUCGUGCGUGCGCAGAUCGCCAAGGAGACGGCGGAGCGCGAAGCCGAUGCCAACUACUACCGAGACAGCAAGAAGGCCGACGCGCAAGCGUACGCCGAGAAACAAAACGCCGACGCGCAGCUGUUCAAGCAGCAGCGACAGAUCCAAGCCACCGUGGAGCGACAGAUGAAAGAGGCCGACGCAACGUACCACGCCCGCAUGCGCGAGGCCGAAGCCACCAAGGCCCAAGCGGAAGCGUACAAGUCCCUCGCCGACGCGUUCGGCGGACCGCAAGGCCUCCUCACGUACAUGAUGAUCAAGGAGAGCACGUUCGAGAAGCUCGCCAACGCAAACGCCAAGGCCAUCCAAGGCCUUCAGCCCAAGAUCACGGUGUGGAAUACCGAUGGCGCAGGCGCCGGCAACGCCGCCGACGCAGCAGGCAUCGCGCCGAUCAAGAAUAUCAUGCAAUCUCUCCCGCCAUUGUUGAGCACGAUCCACGAACAGACGGGUAUCGCUCCGCCAAACUGGAUGAUCAAGAUGCCAUCUCAAGAAGGCGGCGGCGGCGCUGCUGCUGCUGCUGCUGGUGUUAACGGCUCUGCUACAUCGCACGAGAAGAAGAAGUUGCAGACCUGGAAUUAA
Exophiala spinifera is the source of this 1494-nucleotide messenger RNA. RefSeq lists its product as uncharacterized. The record is from RefSeq and is a predicted model, not a curated record. The transcript has 2 exons. Gene Ontology annotation, biological process: protein localization to plasma membrane. Gene Ontology annotation, cellular component: plasma membrane. NCBI's taxonomy places the organism in Eukaryota, Fungi, Ascomycota, Eurotiomycetes, Chaetothyriales, Herpotrichiellaceae. Bases 1 to 1494 code for a protein of 497 amino acids.